This is a messenger RNA of Bactrocera neohumeralis, 2477 nucleotides long. RefSeq names its product protein ecdysoneless (gene ecd). Gene Ontology annotation, cellular component: nucleus. The coding region runs from base 161 to 2284 and encodes 707 amino acids. NCBI's taxonomy places the organism in Eukaryota, Metazoa, Arthropoda, Insecta, Diptera, Tephritidae. The transcript has 4 exons. The record is from RefSeq and is a predicted model, not a curated record.
CUGUCUGGUGAAGAUUAUUGGUUAUAAAAAAACUUGAAAUUUGUGUUUAAUGAAAAGUAAAACUUAUCUAGACAAUAUUGUGUGACCAACUUCAUUAAGUUGGCGAUCAAAAGUAUUUUUUCUACAUUAAAGUUAUAAGUACAUUCAAUAACAAAACACAAUGGCCAAAUUACCUGGAUGUAAAUUGGAAUUCGUGCGCGAUGACGAUUAUGUGGAGUAUUUCAUAUUUCCAGAACUACCAGAUAAUUUAACAAAUAUACAAAAUGAGUGCACAGAAUUAGAAAGUCUCAGCACAACAUUGCUUGCAUUUCAAAAACAAUGCUUAGAAAUCGUUGACAAACGUGUGAAUAAUUAUGGCUAUAUUUGGCACAAAGACGAAUUUCACUUGCAAAUACGCACUGAGUGUGCGCAAGAAAGAUUAUUGAACGAUGAAAUUAAUGAUGACUCCAAAGAUGCUCCGACAGCGUUUCCUCUGCCCCCGCAUUUGCAUGGUGUUACACAUUACGGUGAUAAUAUUGAGGACGAGUGGUUCAUAGUGCACCUUUUGCAUGAGUUGACACGUGAGAUUCCCGGUUGCAUUGCGCGCGUCAUUGAUGCCGAUGGCGAAUUCCUUUUAAUUGAAGCUGCUGAUGCACUGCCUUCAUGGGCUAAUCCCGAUAAAUGUGAGCAAAGAGUUUAUAUAGCAUAUGGGCACAUGCAACUCGUGCAGAAAGUAACAACAAAAUCUUCGAAAAAGUUACCAGUGUGCACCGCUCUGGAAAAUAUACGGCAAACCCCUACACUCUAUCGCGUGGCAAAAGAGAUUCAAGAUUGCAUAGAUGAACGUUUAAAGGACUUUACGGGUACAACCAAUCCAGCCAUACAUCGGCAAAUUGUGCGUUUACCUUUGGGUGUUGCUGCACUGCUCAAGACGCAGCCAUCAUUGAUUGCAUCAGCGGUGCGUGCUUUCUGCGAACGUGAUUCAAUUGAUUUAAAAGCUUGUCGUUCAAUGCGUUUUUUCCCACCCGAACAAUGCGUUCGUUGUAGUGUGCGUUUUACACGCUGUCUCUACGCUAUGCUUAUGCACACCGAUUACAAGCCCGAUCGGAAAGUUGGCUGGCACCUAGAUAGUAAUACCAAUUCGGAGCAAUAUAAAGAGCAAAUUAUAGGUAUAAAAAUUGCUUGUGGUUUUGAAAUUCUGGCAUCGCAGGCUAAGAGUGCCGAUCAACAAGAAAAUGAACCCGCUUGGCGUGCAUAUGUGAACAAUUUGUCAUCAAAAGGAUAUUUUAGGGAAAAUUUAGAGGGUUCAGAAGAGUAUAAACGGCUUUUGGGUGAUGCACGUGAAUAUUUUACUAAAAAUAGAGAACGUUUCCGCACAGCUCCCUUGGUGGGACGAGAAAUUCUUAGUUUGUUGCAAAGUAUGGAGAUUUCUGCAGAUCUCUUUAGUGAUGAGGAAAACAAUUUGGAGCCAAGCGAUUCAGACGAUUGGUUAAACAUUAGCGCCGAUCAAUUGGAUGCAAUGCUCAUGGAGCGUUAUGGCCCUAAAAAAUUAUAUAAUCCAAAUGGUGACAUAAACGCAGACGAAUUCACCAAAAAUAUUGCCGAUUUCCUUGAAAAGGAAUCGUUAUACGAAGGUAUAGGUGAUGAUGAUGACGAGGACGAUGGCAAUGACACAGAGUCAGAACCGGAUGAAAUUGAAUGUGCUGCAAGUUCAAAUAGAAAAACAAAAGAUGAAACGAAAGCAAAAGUUAGAAAAAAUCACUCUAUGCGCAAAGCGUGCAAUAGAAAUUCAAUUAUUAAAGAAAAAUCAGAGGACAACAUCAAUCAAAAAAAUAAAAAUCACGAAUCCGAAGAUAACACUCAUGUACGAAACUUUUUGGAUUUCGUUAUCCCCGAAGACAAAUGGGACUCCAAUUCCGAGAUGAGUGACUACGAAGAUGACGAUAGUUUGGAGCAUAAUUUCGAAGCAAUGUCGAAAACGGAUAAAAAUAUAGAUAAGCGUAUCAAAAAGUAUAUGGACCAAAUGGAUAAAGAGUUGGCCAAUACUACAAUUGGAGAGAGUUUCGAAAAUAAAAACGCAACCAAAUGUACUGAUGAUGAUUUCGAUGACAUCGAAACUUUUCAACCGAUCAAUAUUAACGUUAAUACGCUCAAAAAUAUAGUAGCAAGCUACAAAUCACAAUUGGGCGGACCAGGACCAGUUUCUAAUUUGUUGAACGCAAUGGGCGUUGGCAUGUCAACCACGACAGCGUUGGACAGUGACGAUGAUGAAGCGGACGAAGAGUUGAAAGAGUCUAGAGUGUAAACUGAAAUUAUCAGCGAGUUAUUUACAUCACUUUCUACCCUUCCAAUAUGUAUGUAUGUAUAUGAGUACUUAUUGCAAAAACUUUUGCGCACAUUUAAAAAUUGUAUCCAAAAUCAAAGUCAAAUGUAAACCCAUAUCCUACAAAUGAAUUUAUCGAAAAAUACAUCUUUUUGAGGAAACAUCAUAAUAUAAA